AUGGAAGAAGAACAAAGAAAGCGAAUGGAUAGAAUGGAAAGAGCUCAAGAAGAAAUGAGAGAACAGUUAGCAAAGAUGAUGGAAUUGAUGACAAGCUUAAGUAAAGGAAAAAGAGUUACGGAAGAGUCAGCUCAGUCAGAAAACCCACCAGAUCAUGACAUUGGAAACCAAAGGGAUGAUCCACCUUAUCCCCCAAGGUUCACUCCACCACAUGCCCAAACCUCUCAAAGGGUCCACCCUCAAGCAAUGCCAUCCGUUUAUUACAAUGCAUCACCCCUGAUGGGCCAUCAAUCGACUCAUGGACAAUUCGGGCCGUAUUUUGGGAUAAAUCCUGCUGAACCAAUACACGUCUCAAAUUUAGACGAUCCAAAAGAGCAAAAGAAACUAAGAAAGGAGUCAUCACAAACAGGAGAAAAUGAAAAAGAUCAGAAAAAGUACGAUUUGUUGGAAGAGCGUCUUCAUGCUAUCGAAGGAGUUGAUAGGUUCGGUACCAUGGAUGCAACCGAACUAUGCUUAGUGCCUGAUACUAUGAAAAAGAAGCAAAGUGAGAGCUUCAAGGAAUAUGCCCAAAAGUGGAGGGAUACAGCAGCACAAGUUCAGCCACCUCUCACUGAUAAGGAAAUGACUGUGUUGCUCAUAAACACACUCCGAGCUCCAUUCUAUGAGCGCUUGAUCGGCAAUGCUACAAAAAACUUUACGAAUUUGGUCUUAUCUGGAGAAAUAAUAGAAAGAGCUAUCAAAAGUGGGAAAAUUGAAGGACAUGAAGUUGCAUUGGAUGAGGUCAAUCAGGUUCCACGGAUGUUUGGUGAGCUAUCAAUCCAUAUGAUCAAAGGUGAAGAACCUAACGAGAAGAUUCCUAUGGUAUAUCCAGUACUGCCAGAAGAGGAGCUAAGCAAUUGGACAGCCACAGAAUUGCCCAUCAUCUUUAAGUCUUCGAAAAUGUCUUUAAAUAAUGAACACGAAGACAAUCUAGACAACGAUUUGAAUAUCGAUUUUGAGAUGAUUUCGAACAUUGAUGAAUUGAAAAAUGAAGAGGAGGUGGAUGACUAUGGCUUACCCCCUGAUUUGUCGAGAAUGUUGGAACAGGAAGAAAGGGAGAUUUUACCUUAUCAGGAACUCACAGAAAUGAUUAACCUCGGAAAUGGGAAAGAAAAGAAAGAGGUUAAGAUUGACACCUCGCUGUCAUCUAAUGAACGACAAAAGCUAGAAGAACUGCUCCGUGAAUAUGUGGAUGUGUUUGCUUGGUCAUAUCAGGACAUAUCAGGUCUCAAUACUGACAUUGUCGUCCAUAAGUUGCCUUUGAGAUCAGACUACAAGCCUAUUAAACAGAAGUUGAGACGGAUGAAGCUAGAAAUGUUGCUGAAAAUUAAAGAAGAAAUCAAGAUGGCACCCGAAGAUAUGAAAAAAACAACAUUCGUAACCAUGUGGGGAACGUUUUGUUACAAAGUAAUGCCAUUUGGAUUGAAGAAUACAGGUGCCACUUACCAAAGGGCAAUGGUAGCUUUGUUUCACGAUAUAAUGCAUAAAGAGAUAAAAGUAUAUGUGGAUGAAAUGAUCGUAAAAUCUCAUAGAGAAAGGGAUCAUACUGUCAAUCUCAAGAAGCUGUUCGAGAGAUUGCGAAAGUUUCAGCUCAAGUUGAAUCUUGCAAAAUGCACUUUUGGUGUAACUUUUAGGAAAUUGUUGGGGUUCAUACUCACUUGCAAAUGUGAUCCAAUCUUCAAGCUGCUUCGAAAACGAGACCCAGGAGAGUGGAAUGAAGAAUGUCAAAUAGCCUUUGAUAAAAUCAAAGAAUAUCUCACAAAUCCACCGGUGUUGGUGCCACCGACGGCUGAAAAACCUCAUAUUUUGUAUUUGACUGUGAACAAGAAUUCUAUGGGAUGUGUACUGGGACAACAUAAUGAAACGAGGAAGAAAGAACAAGCCAUCCCAUCAAGUAUACUGUCUGAGUAUGAUAUUGUGUAUGUGUCCCAAAAGUCAAUCAAAGGGAGCGCCAUCGCUGAUUUUUUCGCAGAUCGAGCUAAUGAGGAUUAUGAAUCUGUAAGUUUCGAUUUUUUAGAUGAUGAUUUAAUGGCCAUUUUGCACAUAAAAAAGGAUGUUCCCAAUGAAUUUAAUCCAUGGAAGAUGUAUUUUGAUGGAGCAUCCAAUGCUUUGGGGCACGAAAUUGGGGCAGUGUUGGUUUCUCCAAAUGAAAAGUAUUAUCCAACCAUAGCGAGAUUGAAUUUCAAUUGUACUAAUAAUAUAGCGGAGUACGAGGCGUUGGUAAUGGGAUUAAAAGCAGCAAUCGAGAUGAAGGCUGACGUGAUAGAUGUUUACGGAGAUUCGGCUUUGGUGAUAUGUCAAAUGAGAGGCGAAUGGAAAACUAGAGAUUCUAAACUAGUUCCAUAUAAAAAGUUGGUUACAGAAUUAACCAAACAAUUCAAAGAAAUCAGCUUCAACCACUUGCCUCAAGAAGAAAAUCAAAUUACUGAUGCUUUGGCCACUAUCGCAACAAUGUUCAGAAUAAAAGAAGCAGCUGAUGUACGCCCUUUUGAUUUAAAAGUUUGUGAAGUCUCUGCACACUGCUUGAAUGUUGAGGAAAAGGUUGAUGGUAAGCCGUGGUAUCAUGAUAUCAUGUAA
Theobroma cacao (cacao) is the source of this 2616-nucleotide messenger RNA. The record is from RefSeq and is a predicted model, not a curated record. NCBI's taxonomy places the organism in Eukaryota, Viridiplantae, Streptophyta, Magnoliopsida, Malvales, Malvaceae.